UUUAAUUAUUUACAUUUCAAUCUUUGAAAGAUCGCCUGAUUCUCCAAUUUUUAUUAGUUUUACCAUUAUUAUAUCUUCUCCCAUAUCGAUUCCUCUUCAGAAAUGCAUUAUCAACCCUUGGUUUCAGUCCCUUCAAUGUCCGUCUUCACUUUCUUCCUCUUCAGCUUAUUGUUCUUCUUCCACCUCCCAAUAUCAUACACCCAAGACGAUGGAAGUUUCGAGCGGUGUUUUGAAAGUUUCAGCUGCGGGGACUUAUCAAACCUAAUGUUUCCAUUUUGGAAGGAGGAUAGCCCUGAAAUCUGUCACCAACCAGACUUCGGGCUGACCAGAUGCGACGAGGAUCAGCCUGCCAUUGAUAUCAAUGGGGCUGGGUUCCGAUUGAUUUCCUUCAACGAAACCGGUUGGACGAUGACAAUCGCCAGAGAGGAUUUGUGGGGUGGGAUUUGUCCUUCGAGUCCCAUCGGGAAUAUAAGUCUGGGAUUCCCUUUCUUCCAAUUCUCUCUAACAAAUCGAAACCUAACUUUCUUUUACGAUUGCGAUUCACCAGUGGUACCGAGAGAUGCAGUUCGAUUUCAGUGCGACCAAAGCUCAUUAAUUUCUUUCUACGCCGAUGAUUUAGUUAGGGGAGGUUCUUAUGACCAAUUCAGCCGCUCUUGUCGCGGCGGCGCUGUCCGGGUUCAGAUUAAUCAGAGCCAUUUCGAAAGACUCCAGGAUGAAGGUCCGGAAAAUGUUGGAUUUGGGAGAUGGAGAUUGGGAUUUGACGUGGGGUAUAAUCUGCCUGAAAUUUUCUGUGAGAAAUGCCAAAGAAACAGAAGCUCAUGCGAUGAACUGACUGGACCUCAAUAUCCAGUCUGCAGAAACCCUGGUACGCACAAAUACAAUCUCUUAAGACCUCCAUUUUUUCAUUCAAUUCGAUUGCUAAAAUAUGGUGAAUUCAUUAGUCUCUGCUGUAUGAAUAGUUCUGCGGUCUACCUUGUACAACUCAAAAACUAUAGAACAAUAGGGUCAAAUCAAAGUAUGCAGAGUGUCAGGUUCAAGCUACUCUCAAUAAUUUCACAUUAG
Molecule: messenger RNA, 1062 nt
Organism: Hibiscus syriacus
Lineage: Eukaryota; Viridiplantae; Streptophyta; Magnoliopsida; Malvales; Malvaceae
Product: LEAF RUST 10 DISEASE-RESISTANCE LOCUS RECEPTOR-LIKE PROTEIN KINASE-like 2.4
Exons: 1
Coding region: 103-1062 (319 amino acids)
Source: RefSeq, a predicted model, not a curated record